Protopolystoma xenopodis is the source of this 429-nucleotide messenger RNA. The record is from the annotation of a GenBank genome assembly. Lineage: Eukaryota; Metazoa; Platyhelminthes; Monogenea; Polystomatidea; Polystomatidae.
AUGUUGUUGGGUGCAAACACAGACGUCGCGACUAUUGUAUCUGGGCUAGCAGGAUGGUUGCGGCAACUUCGGAUGGAGAGGAAGCUGAGCGCUUUGGGAGUGACUCUCGCUCUCUCUUUUUCUCUCUUUCUCUCUCUUUCUCUCCACCUCAGCUACCUGCGUGUGUAUCCUGCAGAGCAUUGGAAAGGCGUAUGUGAGAAGCAUCAUUUACUGGCAUACAAGAUGGGGGUAGCGAUAAGGCUGGCCAAGUGUAUGAAAUGUCCGAGUCUGAAUUUUUGCCUUGGGGGAAAUAUCGUGUGUUCACAAGAGCGGCAAAGCCAAGAGAAAUCACAUCGAAAUGGUCCUGAUGUACGAGUACGGCCGUUUGUGCAGAAUUGGAUGUGUUUAAUAAAAGAAAACGAAACAAAUGGCUUCCGCGAGGCUGGUUGA